AUGCUCAUGCUGGAUUUGGUGCCUCGUGGCAUCGAUAAUGGUCAUGUGUCAAUAUUUAAGCGCCCACAAACCUCAUUACUCGAUUCUGCAUUGAACUACAUUCAAGACCAUUCAUUCAUGCAUCCCACAAACGCAGAAAUUCAGGAGCGACCUCCACCAGUCCCCGAUUCUUUGUACAACCUGGAUCUUGUCUCUUUCAGGGUCGAAAAUACAGUCUUCCGAGUUCCCAAGCAGGCCUUUGAUCUGGAGGAAACAAUUUUCAAAGACAUGUUUGCAUUGCCGGCUCCAGUGUCUGAGAUCCAGGAGGGAUCUAGUAACGAAUAUCCAAUUUACUUGGAGGGCAUUGAGGCAGACGACUUUCGUUCAUUUCUCCGAGUUCUCUGCCCCCUAGGGCAGCCACCUGUGACGGAAUUGAAAGUGUGGAUCGGAGCCUUGGCUCUGGCAACCCUUUGGCAUUUUACGGAGGUACGCGCCGAGGCCAUCGAAGCAAUAUCACAGAAAAUGAAGGGAAUGGGUGUUCUGCAGAGGAUACACCUUGGCCGCAAGUGCAACUCCGAGAAAUGGGUUCAAGACGCUUACAUUGAACUCUUGAAUAAGCAGACGCUCAUGCUAGACGAGCUAUCUGGCCCAUCGUUGGAAUACAGUCUGGAUUGGCCCACGAUAGCGAAGAUAUUCUAUAUUCGGGAUAACAGGGACUUCUUCAAUCUACCACUACCACCACCUGUAGAAGAUUCUGCCAGAGAGCCGAACUCAUAUUGGGGUACCUGGGACGAGCCAUGUACCCCCCGUAAGAUAAAGAAAUCAAAACAUUCCGCCAUCAAUGUUAUCGAUCCCAAAGUUGCUGUUAUAAACAUAAUUUUCGCAGAAGAGUUCAAGGAUAUACAGCAGAAAGCUGUAGGAUAG
Messenger RNA from Psilocybe cubensis, 903 nucleotides. RefSeq lists its product as uncharacterized. NCBI's taxonomy places the organism in Eukaryota, Fungi, Basidiomycota, Agaricomycetes, Agaricales, Agrocybaceae. The transcript has 4 exons. The coding region runs from base 1 to 903 and encodes 300 amino acids. The record is from RefSeq and is a predicted model, not a curated record.